This is a messenger RNA of Anguilla rostrata (American eel), 2712 nucleotides long. Its product is annotated as serine-rich adhesin for platelets-like. Lineage: Eukaryota; Metazoa; Chordata; Actinopteri; Anguilliformes; Anguillidae. The transcript has a single exon. The record is from RefSeq and is a predicted model, not a curated record. The coding region runs from base 25 to 2712 and encodes 895 amino acids.
UUACUACCUACAAACUCUACUGAAAUGUCCACAUCAACCACAAGUAUGUCCUCACUGCUGACAAGAUCUAGUGCAAUGUCUACACCCAUCACAAGUUUGUCCUCACUACCUAUGAGCUCUACUGACAUGUCUUCAUCAGGCACAAGUAUAUCUACAGUACCUAUAAGCUCUGCUGAAAUGUCAAUGUCAACCUCCAUUAACCCCUCAAGUUCCACAAGGUCAACUGAAAUGUAUACUUCAGCUAUAAGUAUGUCCUCGCAACCUACGAGGUCUACUGACAUGUCUACAUCAGGCACAAGUAUGGCUUCAGUACUAACUAGCUCAAAUGCAAUGUCCACAUCGACGACAAGUAUGUUUUCACUGCCUACAAGUUCUACAGAAAUGACUUCAUCAGGCACAAGUAUAUCUCCACUACCUCUAAGCUCUACUGAAAUGUCAACGGCAACCACCAUUGACCCCUCUAGUUCCAAAAGUUCCACUGAAAUGUCUACAUCAGGUACAAGUAUGUCCUCACUACCUACAAGCUAUACAGAAAUGUCAAUGACAACCACAGUUAUGCCUUUAAGUUCCACAAGAUCAACUGGGAUGUCUACUUCGGGCAUAAGCACAUCCUCACUACCUACAAGCAAUAUUGGAAUAUCGACAUCAGCCACAAUUAUCCCCUCAAGUUCUACACGUUCAACUGAAAUGUCUACAUCAGCCACAAGUAUGUCCUCACUACCUAUGAGCUCUACUGAAAUGUCUACAUCAGCCACAAAUAUCCCCUCAAGUUCCACAAGUUCAACCGAAAUGUCUACAUCAGCCACAAGUAUGUCGUCACUACCCACAAGUUCUACUGAAAUGUCCACAUCAGGCACAAGUAUGUCCUCACUACCUAUGAGCUCUACUGAAAUGUCCACAAGAGGAACAAGUAUGUCCUCACUACCUACAAGCGCUACUGAAAUGUCUACAUCAGCCACAAUUAUCCCCUCAAGUUCCACAAGUUCAACUGAAAUGUCUACAUCAGCCACAAGUAUGUCCUCAGUACCCAAAAGCUCUACUGAAAUGUCUACAUCAGCCACAAUGAUCCCCUCAAGUUCCACAAGUUCAACUGAAAUGUCUACAUCAGCCACAAGUAUGUCCUCACUACCUAUGAGCUCUACUGAAAUGUCCACAUCAGGCACAAGUAUGUCCUCACUACCUAUGAGCUCUACUGAAAUGUCUACAUUAGCCACAAUUAUCCCAUCAAGUUCCACAAGUUCAACUGAAAUGUCUACAUCAGCUACAAGUAUGUCCUCAAUACCUAUGAGCUCUACUGAAAUGUCUACAUCAGCCAAAAUUAUCCCCUCAAGUUCCACAGGCUCAAACGAAAUGUCUACAUCAGCCACAAGUAUGUCCUCACUACCUAUUAGCUCUACUGAAAUGUCCACAUCAGGCACAAGUAUGUCCUCACUACUUACAAGCUCUACAGAAAUGUCUACAUUAGCCACAAUUAUCCCAUCAAGUUCCACAAGUUCAACCGAAAUGUCUACAUCAGCCACAAGUAUGUCCUCACUACCUAUGAGAUCUACUGAAAUGUCCACAUCAGGCACAAGUAUGUCCUCACUAGCUACAAGCUCUACUGAAAUGUCUACAUUAGCCACAAUUAUCCCAUCAAGUUCCACAAGUUCAACUGAAAGGUCUACAUCAGCUACAAGUAUGCCCACAAUACCUAUGAGCUCUACAGAAAUGUCUACAUCAGCCACAAUUAUCCCCUCAAGUUCCACAGGUUCAAACGAAAUGUCUACAUCAGCCACAAGUAUGUCCUCACUACCUAUGAGCUCUACUGAAAUGUCCACAUCAGGCACAAGUAUGUCCUCACUACCUGCAAGCUCUACCGAAAUGUCUACAUUAGCCACAAUUAUCCCCUCAAGUUCCACAGGUUCAACCGAAAUGUCUACAUCAGCCACAAGUAUGUCCUCACUACCUAUGAGCUCUACUGAAAUGUCUACAUCAGCCACAAUUAUCCCCUCAAGUUCCACAGGUUCAACCGAAAUGUCUACAUCAGCCACAAGUAUGUCCUCACUACCUAUGAGCUCUACUGAAAUGUCCAUAUCAGCCACAAGUAUGUCCUCACUACCUAUGAGCUCUACUGAAAUGUCCACAUCAGGCACAAGUAUGUCUUCACUACUUACAAGCUCUACAGAAAUGUCUACAUUAGCCACAAUUAUCCCAUCAAGUUCCACAAGUUCAAUUGAAAUGACUACAUCAGCUACAAGCAUGUCCUCACUACCUAUGAGCUCUACUGAAAUGUCUACAUCAGCCACAAUUAUCCCCUCAGGUUCCACAGGUUCAACCGAAAUGUCUACAUCAGCCACAAGUAUGUCCUCACUACCUAUGAGCUCUAUUGAAAGGUCCACAUCAGGCACAAGUAUAUCAUCACUACCAGCAAGCUCUACCGAAAUGUCUACAUUAGCCACAAUUAUCCCCUCAAGUUCCACAAGUUCAACUGAAAUGUCCACAUCAGCCACAAGUAUGUUGUCACUACGUACAAGCUCUACAGAAAUGUCUACAUUAGCCACAAGUAUCCCAUCAAGUUCCACAAGUUCAAUCGAAAUGUCUACAUCAGCCACAAGUAUGUCCUCACUACCUAUGAGCUCUACUGAAAUGUUUACAUCAGCCACAAUUAUCCCCUCAAGUUCCACAGUUCAACCGAAAUGUCUACAUCAGCCACAAGUAUGUCCUCACUACUAG